AUGGUCAAACCCAAGGGUCAACCCACUCCCACUCGCGCUUCAUUCAUUUGUCAAAUAAAUAGGUUAGGUCGAUAGUUAAAAUAUUUUGAUUUAAGAGUUUUCAAAGAAUCUUUUAACUUUAGCAGUUAUCAAGUUUAAUUGACAGUGCAUUUAGCAUCAUUUUAAGAUGAAUAUCCCGCCAAUGCAACAAGGUCCUGUACUCCAGCAAGUCAUGAGCCAACAACCCGGUACACAAAAUGCUCCACAAAUGCAGCCUCAAAUGCCUCAGCCUCACUCCCAAGAAAAAUUAGAUAACAUAUCUAAAGUAAAAUCCCUUAUCGGCCAGCUAAGAGAGUCUUUAGCAGUUACUCUCAAGAAUGCUGCCCAUGCGUUGCAUCAAAACAGCCAAAUAGAUGUAGGAACUGUGAAGUCAGUUGAUAUGCCUCCACCACCUCGAUUUGACAAAAGUAUGGAAGAGUUUUACUCAAUAUGUGAUCAAAUUGAACUUCACUUGAAAACAUCCAUAGAGUGUGUAAACCAGGGAACAAGUAGUCAGCGAUAUCUGCCUCUAGCAGUGGCGCCAACCCGUACAGAACCUAUACCCAACCAAGACAUGAGCACGUUGACAUACCCCCAGUACCUGGCGACAGUGAGGGCACAGGUCAUGUACGCCAAGGAGAUACACGACAUGUUGCUCGCUGCUGCACAGAAUAUAACGGCUACCGAAUAGCAUUAUUUUACUGAUUAAAAUUUUUCAAUGUGUAUAUCAAGUGUUGAAGAUUUUGUAACAGCAGGCUUACCUGAAUGAUAAAAUAGUCCACUCAGGCACAAGAAACACAACAAAUAUUCCACUGUACACAAAAAAUUGUAAUUUCUCCAACUCUGAAGUGAACACUUUCCGCAUCUGUAUCCAAGCCUUUAAACUAAAACCUUCAUUGGUUAAACGUUCUGUUAGUGAUGGUGAGAUAAAAUUUUUGUAUAGUAUAAAUUUUUGUGUGAGUCUUACAUCAAAGUGGAUGUCUUAUAUGCCAAAGUGGAUGACUUAUUCCCCAUUCAAAUAAGCCUACACCGAACAAUAAUCCUUGAAAUUAUGGCCCUUGUGAUCUUAGGUUACAUCUUUACAUUUUUUUUGUGAAAAAUAAAGUCAAUUAUUUAUUUAGGCUAUA
Molecule: messenger RNA, 1145 nt
Organism: Macrosteles quadrilineatus (aster leafhopper)
Lineage: Eukaryota; Metazoa; Arthropoda; Insecta; Hemiptera; Cicadellidae
Gene: ix
Product: mediator of RNA polymerase II transcription subunit 29
Exons: 4
Coding region: 167-709 (180 amino acids)
Biological process (GO): regulation of transcription by RNA polymerase II
Cellular component (GO): mediator complex
Molecular function (GO): transcription coregulator activity; transcription factor binding
Source: RefSeq, a predicted model, not a curated record